AAUCGACGUUUGGGAAUUGACAUCGAUUUAGCCAGCCUGAAUCGAUUCCAGGAUCUCAGCAUGGCGGGUUCUGCUCUGCGAGUGUGCGGCAGGCUUCUGCUGCGUCGCCCUCCGGCGCUCUCGGCGGCCGCCCUGUUUGGGUCUCGUGGCCACAGUGGGGAGGCCCCGGGGCACCCCGGGGAGAACGGAGAGAGCACCCUCCCGCCGUGGGAGGAGCGCACGGGCGAGCCGCUGGACACGAAGCGCGCGCGCCUGCUGUACGAGAGCCGCAAGCGCGGCAUGCUGGAGAACUGCAUCCUGCUGAGCCUCUUCGCCAAGGAGUACCUCAACACCAUGAGUGAGAAGCAGCUGCGUUUGUACGACAAACUCAUUAACCAGCCAAGCAAUGAUUGGGAUAUAUACUACUGGGCAACAGGGGCUCGCCCGACGCCUAGCGAAUUCGACACGGAGGUGAUGCACCUCCUGCAGGAGUAUGCCAAGAACCGAAACAUGGAGCAGCGAAUCAGCCAGCCAGACCUGGAGUACCUUUUCGAGAAUAAGGCCUGAGCGUUCGAACACGCCCGCCCACUGCCAGCAAUGGUCACCGUUUCACGGCCGGUCCCGUUUACUCUUGGCAAACAGCGCUGAUGCCCCCUUCUUGUGGCCGGUCCACUUAUUACGUCACAUGAGCGAUUGUCGGCUUUGUUUUCGGGCCGCACAUAGACCUCAAGAAGUUCUGCUGCUGCCAUCUAGUGGCAACAUGCGGACAAAAAAAUAUUGCACAAUGAAUAACCAGGGUCAUACCACUUUCAUUAAUUCUGAAACGUGUUACCAAUUGACCAAUAUUAUACAGAAUUAGUUACAAAAAGUGUUUGGCCGCAGAGAAACGUGCAGUUAAAAAACAGACGCCCGGCUGUGAGCAGGGUUCAGCUGCGCCGUUCAGGAUGUGCUCCGAGAGGCGUUAAUGCUAAAACCUCACGUGGACGCGAGGCGCGAUGUCACGGCGUCUCCGGUGAGAGAUCUGUCAGCAAGGGCAAUGAUGUAAACAAUUGUCACCUUAGUCGUGUUUUUUUUCUAUUCAAGUCAGCAAUGGUUUAGUGUACUAAAAUUAUCGAGCGUGACAAUGACUACGACUACCCACCAAAGGCCAAAGCGUGACUGGCAAGAUGUCGUUAGCGAGUGUAUGAAGACGCAGACAGGUAAUUUCGGAGCGUUAUUCGACGCUCUUGCACGGAGAGCCGCGUUCUACACAGUGCAGUAUCACUACGCACUCCACAUUGUGGUUGAAGGUUUCACGGAUGUCGGUCUGUGACGCCGAGACGUACGCCGUGUCAGUUUCCGGGGUCUCGUGCCAAUGUGGUGUAAUUUUGUCGUCCGCGUUGAGCGAACUCGUGUUCUGCGUUUGGUGCGCGAUGAAAUAUUCACGAGUUAAUUUUACACUUGGCCAUUUAAUAUCAAGAAAUAAUACGACCUGACCAAUGAACAUUCGCAGCCACAAUUUGUCAAUCCACUGCAGGAUGGGAGCCUGCCCACGCUGUGUGGGAUAUUUGACCAUACUUCACCAGGCUGGUCAUAGCGGGUGGGUGAAGGUGGGGGAGUAGAUGUUGAAACGUUAUACAGUACAAUAGAUUUUGGACACCCUCACAAACGAGAUGUUCCACCUCAAGGAAAUAUCAACAAGUUCGUUAUAAACAGAUGCAAGGCAGAAUAAUGUAAAUAAAGAUAUACAUUAUGACUAACAAUAUGUUUAAAAAAACAAUCAUGAAAUAUAUCAAUAAGUACAAUAUAUGGCCUGAGCCUAUGGACGACAGUUGAUGAUUGUGAACUAUCACCAUAGUGUACAAUCACAGUUGAUUUUGGCAGUUAUUUAAAAAUAUUUUUAGUUGGAAGCUGUAGUACUUUAAUUUAUUAAGGCACUUGUAACAGUUUUGAUUUACUGUGUCAAUAUAUUUUUGGACCGUAUUUUCUGGAUUAUAAAACCCACUUUUUGCCUUCUAUUUUCAAGCAAAGGUGAAGGGUUGGUCUUAUAAUCCAGGAGGCACGUGUGCCCAUAUUAGUAUAACCUUAUGAAACUGGGCACAGGUGUGAGGGUGUCUUACGCUCUGAAGAAGAUGGCAACGCAAUGUUAUGGUUUUACAUAUCCGAAGAGAAUGUACUAGUUAUAAAACAUUAGAAAUCUAUGAAAAAAAUUUGCGGCAUUAAUUAUGAAUAUGAACAAGCUCAGUUUUAGAUGUAACUUGUAAAAUGCUUUCUUGCUGUCGAGUAUUGAAAUAGUUUCAUAGGUUAAUGGUUCAUUCAGUACUCGAACUUUAACAAUCAUCAUAACUUGUUUUAUCGGUUUCCAAGAGGAAAAUAAAAUGCACUGUGAAAUGUU
Messenger RNA from Petromyzon marinus (sea lamprey), 2353 nucleotides. It is a transcript of the gene SDHAF2, whose product is annotated as succinate dehydrogenase complex assembly factor 2. Lineage: Eukaryota; Metazoa; Chordata; Hyperoartia; Petromyzontiformes; Petromyzontidae. The record is from RefSeq and is a predicted model, not a curated record. Gene Ontology annotation, biological process: protein-FAD linkage; tricarboxylic acid cycle; mitochondrial electron transport, succinate to ubiquinone. Gene Ontology annotation, cellular component: mitochondrion.